AUGGCGAGAAGCCGCAGACCUCCAGGCAUAUCUUUGCUGGCCAUGUUCUUGGCUGCAACGUUAUUCGCUGCUGCCCUCUACGUGCCAAGCCAGGCUUUCGUGGUGGGUGGUGCUGGCACGGGCGGAGUGACCAUGCAGCCAUUGAAAGGCUCAACGGCUUCUGCCGCACCCCGUCAGUCUUUCGGCCCGGAGCCGCUGGUGGCCUCGGCAUUGCGAAGCCUUGGUUCAGUGCUCUUCCUGGGAGGGCUGGCGGCCACCUUCCGGGUCAGAGCACCAUCAGGCUCCCGAUUGAGAAACAAGGUGAAGGCGACUGUGCAGCUGCAGUCGGCACGGGCUGUCUGCAGCUUUGAGGGACCCCCCUGUGGUGCUUCUUUGCACUCCUUGGCCGAUGAAAAGGAUGUGGAGGGGGAGUGUGCCGAGUGUGCUGAAACCGUGAAUGUGUGGCCAGAGAUGUUGCCAUUUUGCCAAGCCCCGGAGCCAGCGACUCCAGCGACGCCAGCGACUCCAGCGACUCCAGCGACUAUGACUACUACGAGGACUUCCGUGGGCCGCACGGCUGUGAAGGCGCGCCUGGUUCAAGGCGUGCGCUUCCGCCCUGCCCGCUUCGUCGGGAAUGCUCCUUUCGUCAGCCAAACAAAGCAGCGGCGUAGAACGGGAGCCAGACUACGGGCUGUGAGCACCAUGUAUGAGAUGCCACCCAUGUCUUUCGACGCCAGCCGUGUCCGUAUCCCAAUACAGAUUGGGCUCAGCACGAAUCCGCGUCCUCGCACCCCGAAGGCCAGAAGCCAGCCUGUGAAGGAAUCAGGCGAAAGGAUGGUCUCAGCGGCGGAACUAUUGAGAGCAAGCUACAUGUGCGAAGAACGAGAAACACUGGACAUUCCAUCCUUAGCCUGUGAAGCUCGUCUUCUCGCUUCGGCGCUGGGGCGCAGGAGAUGUGGCAGCAUCUCGAUGACCCGGGAGUGUGCGUCAGGCCGGCCGAGGUUGACCUGGUGCAAGGUGCUCCCCUGA
Symbiodinium natans is the source of this 1008-nucleotide messenger RNA. The record is from the annotation of a GenBank genome assembly. Lineage: Eukaryota; Dinophyceae; Suessiales; Symbiodiniaceae.